Molecule: messenger RNA, 855 nt
Organism: Psilocybe cubensis
Lineage: Eukaryota; Fungi; Basidiomycota; Agaricomycetes; Agaricales; Agrocybaceae
Exons: 1
Coding region: 1-855 (284 amino acids)
Source: RefSeq, a predicted model, not a curated record
AUGGCCAAAGAACAAGUGGCAGGAAGCACCUCGCUUUCCGUCACGAUGUUCAACGACAUCACCAAGAGGAUCAACCACGUCCGAGAUGUGGUCGACGAUUUGCUGGAGCAGGAUGAACGAAGGAAUCCCGCCCCCAAACAGGCAGCAGGACCCUCCAAGACGGAGGUCGAACAAGAAUCGGGUCCGUCGCGGACCCGUGAACCCACCUCUGUGCCACAAUCCCCAAGCGCACCACCACCGCCAGCACCCCUCCCUUCCCCACCUCCACCUCCAGCAGCACCCAUUCUCCCUUCCCCUCCUCCACCACCGCCAGCACCUGUCCUCCCUUCCCCUCCCCCACCUCCACCCGCACCCGUCCUCCCUGCCGUGUCUGCGCCACCAACAGCGCUAUUCUUGCCCGGUUCGACUCCGGAAGCGCCUUUGCCCCCCCCAGCUGGCCGACCCUCGCUCCCACCGGUACCGCCCAUCCUUUCCCUGUCUCCACCACCCCCUCUCCCAGCUCCACGUCCUCGAAGUUUGACGUCAAAGGCCGCACCGUUGUCAAAGGGUGCACCAUCGUCAAAGGCCGCGCCAUCGUCAAAGGCUGGCCCAUCCUCAAAGGCUAAGCCAUUGUCAAAGGCUAAGCCAUCCUCCAAGGCUGGGCCAUCCGGGAAUGGACACUCAUCGGAGUUGUCUGAUCCCUCGGACAGCGACGAGGUUGAAAUUGUGGAGGAGGAGGAUGUUGAGAUCGUGGCGUCCACGCUGCCCGCGUCGAACAUAGCCACAAAGACAAGGGCUGGACGAAAGCGAAAGGCGGAAACGACUCUGGCUGAAGCAUCGCGCUCGCCCAAAAAAUCCAAGGCCCAAAAAAAGUAG